AACUGACCAUGAUUAUAAUUACAGGGUUAGGGUAUGCGUAGGGGUGAUAUAAAGGGCAGCUGAAGCGUUUUCUGAGACAUUGGUGAUUUGCGUACGCCAAAUUACAACCUCUUAUUCUUUCUUAGGAGGCGAUCGGCCAUAUCGUUACCACCGCACGCGCCGUCAGGUUAACUAUUAGAUAUUUUGUAAGUCUGCAACCAAAAUGUCAGAUGGCCAUGAGACUGAUAAGAACAUUGAGAUAUGGAAGAUUAAAAAGCUUAUAAAAGCACUAGAGGCUGCCCGAGGAAAUGGAACAAGCAUGAUUUCUCUCAUCAUGCCGCCUCGUGAUCAGAUAUCACGUGUCACUAAGAUGCUUGGAGAUGAGUUUGGAACUGCUUCAAACAUUAAAAGCAGGGUCAACAGGCAGUCUGUUUUAGGUGCAAUCACUUCUGCUCAGCAAAGGCUCAAACUUUACAAUAAGGUUCCUUCAAAUGGGCUUGUCCUUUACACAGGAACAAUUGUAACUGACGAUGGAAAGGAAAAGAAGGUGACCAUUGACUUUGAGCCUUUUAGACCCAUCAAUGCAUCACUUUACUUGUGUGACAACAAGUUUCAUACAGAAGCACUAAAUGAGCUUUUGGAAUCUGAUGACAAGUUUGGUUUUAUUGUCAUGGAUGGUAAUGGAACCCUUUUUGGGACACUGAGUGGUAACACUCGAGAGGUUCUGCAUAAAUUUACUGUUGACCUGCCAAAGAAGCACGGGAGAGGAGGACAAUCAGCUCUUCGAUUUGCUCGACUUCGAAUGGAGAAGCGCCACAACUAUGUGAGGAAGACAGCUGAACUUGCCACGCAGUUCUUUAUUAACCCAGCCACCAGCCAGCCUAAUGUUGCAGGAUUAAUUCUUGCUGGAUCUGCAGACUUCAAGACAGAACUGAGCCAGUCUGAUAUGUUUGAUCCUCGACUUCAGGCUAAAAUUCUGAAUGUGGUUGAUGUUUCAUAUGGGGGUGAGAAUGGUUUUAAUCAGGCAAUUGAGCUUUCAUCUGAAAUUCUGUCCAAUGUGAAGUUUAUACAAGAGAAACGCUUGAUUGGCAAGUACUUUGAAGAGAUUAGCCAGGAUACUGGAAAAUAUGUAUUUGGUGUGGAUGACACCCUGAAAGGUCUCGAGAUGGGUGCUGUUGAGACACUUAUUGUAUGGGAAAAUUUGGAUAUUAAUAGGUAUACCUUGAAAAAUAGCACCACUGGUGAGAUUGUUAUAAAACAUCUGAACAAAGAGCAAGAGGCUAACCUGAGCAACUUUAGGGAUCUGGCCACUUCUGCUGACUUAGAGGUUCAGGAAAAGUUGCCACUGCUCGAGUGGUUUGCUAAUGAAUACAAGCGCUUUGGUUGCACUCUUGAGUUUGUCACCAACAAAUCGCAAGAAGGAUCCCAGUUUUGCAGAGGUUUUGGUGGGAUUGGAGGGAUUCUCCGUUAUCAGCUUGAUAUGAGAGAUUUUGAUGAGCUUUCCGACAAUGAAGUUUAUGAUGAUUCUGAAUAGCAAUCAGCCAACUAUACCCCGUUGCUGGUGCAGGAGAAUGGGGUGAAAACAACUGCACCAGCAAUUGCAGCGCUCGACAUUUCGAGCUCACUGCUGGUUGAUACUGGAAAAAUCCAAUGCAGUACUAAUCGAGGAGAUCAAGACAUCUGUGAUAAAAGCAAGUUUAAUGUGGUCAUGAAACUUGUUUGUGAUGAUGGGGGCAGCUGGAUGUAUCUGGAAGUGGAAGUUACCUUGAUAUUGUUACACCUUUAGCUUGGCCAGACAGUAAGAAGCUGCUAGAUUGGCAUGGUUGGUGUCUGGAUGAAGAAUGCAGAUUUUCGCAUCAACAUUAUUACUACCUUGUUAUAGUUAUGGUUUGUGCUAUCUAUAGUUACGCUUUGUAAAAACUGCUAUCUAUAGUUACUUUGUAAAAGCUGCUAUCCAUAGUUACAGUUUGUGAAAACUGCUAUCAAUGUGCUUCCUGUAAGCAUUAUUAUUAUGCUUGUGGUAUUGUCUGUAUAAUAAGUGGAUCUAAUUGAUUGUUAAUCUUGAUUAGAGUA
This is a messenger RNA of Jatropha curcas, 2052 nucleotides long. It is a transcript of the gene ERF1-1, whose product is annotated as eukaryotic release factor 1-1. Gene Ontology annotation, molecular function: translation release factor activity. Lineage: Eukaryota; Viridiplantae; Streptophyta; Magnoliopsida; Malpighiales; Euphorbiaceae. Gene Ontology annotation, biological process: translational termination. The record is from RefSeq and is a predicted model, not a curated record.